AACUUUAAUAUUAUCAUAAUAUUUGCAGUUCCAGUUCCAUGGAGUUACUAACAUGGGCUAUCUUCUUUUUAUACUGUUCGAUUGGUUUUGGCAUCAGACUUGGGGCAACGGCAAGGGCUAUGACGGGGACAAAAUCUCAAGGAGCAGAGGCAGAAGCUCUCCUGAAAAGUGGGUGGUGGGAUGACACUCCCCGCAAAUCUACAAAUCACUGUGGUUGGCCUGGUGUAACAUGUGACAGUACUGGAAGUGUCACCGAAAUUCAUUCAUCAAAUCCUAUUAUCGGUGUGGGAGAGAAGUUUGGAAAAAUGAACUUUUCUUCCCUUCCCAAUCUUGUUCGGCUUGAUCUCAGCGGUCUAGGAAUCAAGGGGAGCAUCCCACCUCAAAUUGGUGCUCUUUCAAGUCUCAAGCACCUAAAUCUGUCCAGUAAUGAUCUAAGAGGUGCGUUACCUUCUUCACUUGGAAAUCUAACUCAAUUAGUGGUGCUUGACAUUUCUUUCAAUUACAUCAAUUCCAUCCCACCUCAAAUUGGUGCUCUUUCAAGUCUCAAGCACCUAAAUCUGUCCACUAAUGAUCUAAGAGGUGCGUUACCUUUACCACUUGGAAAUCUCACUGAAUUAAUGGUGCUUGACAUUUCUGUCAAUAACAUCAAUUCCAUUCCCACAGAACUUGAGAAUUUGAAGAAUCUUGUCUCCUUGAACUUGACAAGGAAUUACUUUUUUGGAUCGAUUCUUCAAACUCUAGGCCAUUUGACCAAUCUUGCUUACCUGCACUUGGCCUCAAAUCCUUUAAAUUGUAGUAUAACUCCAGAAACAUGGAACUUGAAAAAUCUUGUCGUCUUAGACCUGAGCCAUUGCCAACUAACUGGUCCAAUCUCUUCUGAUAUCAGUCAGAAUUUAACCCAUUUGGUAUCUUUGGAUCUGUCCUAUAACAUGCUUAAAGGUCCAAUACCUUCCUCUCUUGAUCUAUUGCCCAAUUUAGUUACUUUGGAUCUAUCCAGUAACAUGCUUGAAGGUCCAAUACCCUCCUCUCUAGGUCAAUUAACCAAUUUGUUAACUUUGUCCCUUGGAUUCAAUAAAUUCAACAGCUGUAUCCCUCCAGAAUUCGGAAAUUUAAGGAAUCUCACUUAUUUGAGUAUCGCCCGGGCCCAACUCAUUGGUCCACUUCCUUCAACUUUGGGUUACCUGAAAAAUUUGAAAACCUUUGUUCUUUAUGGAAAUCAAGUCAAUGGUUCUAUCCCUGUAGAACUAGCAAAACUUAGGAGCUUGACUCGGUUGGAUCUCGGUAUCAACAAAUUAGGGGGUUCAAUUCCUGCAUCUCUGGGUCUAUUGUCUAAUUUGAGCUCUUUGUUCCUUGACUCAAAUGGUUUUGAGGGUUUCAUUCCACCAAAAUUAGGAAAUCUAAACAAUUUGCAAGUGCUUUGGCUCAGGGAGAACAAAAUAACUGGUCCACUCCCUCCCACUCUAUUUCAUUUAACUAAUUUAGAGUGGUUGUCUCUUGAUUCAAAUCUUUUGGAAGGUUUCAUACCUGAAGACAUUGGGAAUUCAAGAUCUUUGCAAUAUUUGAUACUUUCCCAAAAUAGAUUCAGUGGACCGAUCCCGACUCAGAUUGUGAAUUGCUCCAACUUAGAACUUUUGUUGUUGAGCAACAACGCUCUAAAUGGAAGUAUCCCUCCUCAUAUUGGCAAUCUCUCUAAGCUUUCACAAAUUGAUUUCAGCCACAAUUUCAUUAGGGGAGAAAUGCCUUUCCAGCUUACGAGUAUAACAAAUUUGGUGGCCUUGGAUCUGAGUUUCAACAAUCUUUCUGGCUCUAUUCCCCUUUUGCCACCUAGUUUGUAUGAACUUAAUCUGUCAUAUAAUUCUUUUGCGGGUCAAAUCCCAAAUAACUUGCAACAUUUUCCUCAAAGCUGUUUUUUUGGAAACAAGGAUUUAGAUGAUGAACAACUUACCGGGUCCCCUUCUCUUCCUCCUUCUCUCCCCCCAUCCCUUAUUGAAGAUAGAAAAUCUAGCAGCAGAGAAUCAAGACAUGAUUCAUUGCCGAGACACCUUAAAAUUAUCCUUCCGAGCACCAUUUCUCUUGUCUUGGUAUCUUUGGCAUUGUUGUUGCUAUCUCGAAGAGUGCAUGGAGCUAAAUGUAAGGAAGCAGAUCCAAGUCCAACGAAAAAUGGGGAUAUAUUCUCAAUAUGGAACUUUGAUGGAAGGGUUGCAUAUGAAGACAUCAUUGAAGCAACUGAGGAUUUUGACAUCAGAUAUUGCAUUGGUACUGGUGGUUAUGGAAGUGUUUAUAGAGCACUCUUGCCAAAUGGUAAAGUAGUCGCUUUGAAGAAACUUCAUCGAAGGGAAGCAGAAGAACCACCUCUCGAUAAGAGUUUUAAGAAUGAGAUUAGGAUGUUGACAAAAAUACGACAUAGGAACAUUGUGAAGCUUCAUGGAUUUUGCCUACAUAGGACAUGCAUGUUUUUGAUCUAUGAAUACAUGGAAAAAGGAAGCUUGUUUUGUGUGCUCAGAAAUGACGAAGAAGCAGUGGAGCUGGAUUGGAACAAAAGGGUGAAUAUCAUAAAACACAUGGCGCAUGCUUUGUCUUAUCUUCACCAUGAUUGCAGCCCACCCAUCCUUCAUAGAGACAUAUCAAGCAACAACAUUCUAUUAAACUCGGAAUUGGAGGCUUUUGUUUCUGACUUUGGAAAUGCUAGGCUUUUGGAUGCUAAUUCAUCCAAUCAUACCAUACUUGCUGGCACCUAUGGUUAUAUUGCCCCAGAGCUUGCCUAUACAAUUGCUGUGACUGAGAAGUGUGAUGUUUAUAGCUUUGGAGUGGUGGCAUUGGAAACACUGAUGGGAAGGCAUCCAAAGGAAAUAUUGACAUUGUCAUCAUCAUCAUCAUCUUCUUUGCAAAAUGUGAUGCUAAGUGACAUACUGGAUACACGUCUCUCACCUCCAAGAAGCAAAAUUGUAACCCAGAAUAUUGUGGUUACUACUACAAUUGCAUUUGCUUGUUUACGUGCAAAACCUAAGUCUAGGCCAACGAUGAAAUUUGUGUCUCAACAGUUUGUUACCCAUGAAACACCACUUCCAAAGCCUUUUUUGGCUAUUUCUUUAUUGGAGCUAGUGAAUAGUGAUUUGGGGAUAGAAAAUGAAAAAGAAUCUCAAUAGAAGUUUCAGGUCAUCUAGAUAAGCGUCACGGUUCUCCCUCAAAUUAGAGGCAAGCGGGUAUCUUCUAGGCCAUCUCUUUUUUUCUUUCUUUUUCUUUUUCUUUUUCCUUUUUUUUUUUAAAAAAAAAUUUAUGUUUGU
Messenger RNA from Rubroshorea leprosula, 3284 nucleotides. NCBI's taxonomy places the organism in Eukaryota, Viridiplantae, Streptophyta, Magnoliopsida, Malvales, Dipterocarpaceae. The record is from the annotation of a GenBank genome assembly.